AUGCCGCCGCCGCCGCCGCCGCUCCCCGCAGCGCCCGACCCGGCCCGGGAGAGCUCCCGCGACCCCUUCGGGAGCUCCGGGGAGUCCCGGGGGGAGUCCCGGGGAGGGUCCCGGGGGGGGUCCCGCGGUUCCCGGGGCUCCCCGGGUCGCCCCCAGCGCUACCGGCGCCACCCCAAGCCCCCGUACUCGUACCUGGCGCUGAUCGCCCUCGUCAUCCGCGCCGCCCCCGGCCGCCGCCUCAAGCUCGCCCAGAUCAUCCAGCAGCUGCGGAGUCUGUUCCCCUUUUUCGGGGGCGGGUACCAGGGCUGGAAGGAUUCCGUGCGCCACAACCUCUCCUCCAACCCCUGCUUCGCCAAGGUGCUGAAGGACCCCUCCAAGCCUCACUCCAAGGGCAAUUUCUGGACCGUGGACGUGUCGCGCAUCCCGCCGGCGGCGCUCAAGCUGCAGAACACGGCGGUGGCGCGGGGCGGCGGCGCUGCCACCCCCUUCGUCCCCGACCUGUCCCCGUUCGUCCUCUCGGGGUGUCCCUACCCCCCCUCCCCUCCGCCAGCCGCCCCCCCAAAUUCCAACUUCUCCAUCGAUUCCCUCCUCCGGGAGAGCUCCCCCAAAUUUUUGGGGGUUUCGCCCCAAAACUGGGGGUGUCCCCAACUCUGGGGACAGCUGCCCACCUCCUACAGCUCGGGGGUGGCGCCCAACGCGGUGGCACCGGGGGGGACCCCGAGUUUGGCCCUCGGCUGGGGCAGCGAACCCCAACAUUUGGGGGGGAAGAGUCCCAAUUCCCAGGAGGAAUUUGGGGGUUCUGCCCCUCCCCCGCCCAAUAAAAGCGUUUUCGACGUCUGGCUGAGCCACCCCGGGGACAUCGCCAUCAGGGGGUGA
Haemorhous mexicanus (house finch) is the source of this 876-nucleotide messenger RNA. It is a transcript of the gene FOXH1, whose product is annotated as forkhead box H1. The transcript is spliced from 3 exons. The record is from RefSeq and is a predicted model, not a curated record. Lineage: Eukaryota; Metazoa; Chordata; Aves; Passeriformes; Fringillidae. Gene Ontology annotation, molecular function: sequence-specific DNA binding; DNA-binding transcription factor activity. Gene Ontology annotation, biological process: regulation of DNA-templated transcription. The coding region runs from base 1 to 876 and encodes 291 amino acids.